UCGACUCCAUAAAUACUUUUUGCUCAGAGCACGCACGAAAGGAAGUCGGAGAUGGUGAAAGAUGGGCGGCACAAGGCGUUGCGGAGGGUGGUGGGUUUGGGGUUCUGGGUGCAGGGGUUCCGGUGCUUCCCAUGGAUGGGCGUCAACUUUUUCCUCAAGGACGGCCUCGGCGUCGCCCCCUCUUCGUUGCAGAUCCUCCAAAACUCCUCCAAUCUUCCCAUGGUCGCCAAGCCCCUCUACGGCAUCCUCUCCGACGCCCUCUACCUCGCCGGCCAGCACCGCCUCCCCUACGUCGCUAUCGGAGCUAUUUUGCAAGCAAUCUCAUGGCUGGCAAUUGCUACAUUACCUGGGACAUCGCUUUCUAUUGCCAUGCUCACUCUCUUUCUCCUCCUUGGGAACCUUGGUGCCUCUAUAGCAGAGGUUGCCAAUGAUGCCAUUGUUGUGGAGGCUGGGAAGCAAUUACAUUCUCCAUCACAAUCAGGCCAACUUCAGUCCUUUGCAUGGAUGUUGGCUUCUCUUGGGGGCAUCCUUGGAAACAUCCUUGGUGGCAUCGCCAUCAAGGUGCUCUCUCCCAAAACUAUGUUCCUGAUCUUUGUAGUCCUCCUGGUUCUCCAAUUCUUCAUGACCAUCACUGUUUCUGAGAGCUCCCUUAACCUUCCCAAAAAGAUGAACCAUUCAUCAAGAUUCUCUAGCAUCUCAAAACAGAUAUCUGAGUUACAUGUUGCUCUUUGCAAUUCUGAGAUCAGCCGUUUGAUUGCGUGGUUCUCAACUUCUUAUGCUAUGAUUCCACUGCUGAAUGGCACCAUGUUCUUCUACCAAACCCAGCACCUAAAUCUUGACUCUUCAAUCAUCGGCUUCUCCAAAGUCUUUGGCCAAGCAGCAUUACUUGUUUGGAGUGUAGCCUACAACAAGCAGUUCAGGAAGUUUCCUGCAAAAAGAAUUUUAUGGGCAUUGCAGGUUGCAAUCGCCCUGUUUAUGGUAUCUGAUGUCUUGUUUGUAAAAGGAAUUUACCGCGAUAUCAGGAUUGCGGACUCCAUGUACGUGGUAAUCAUCUCAGGACUGCAAGAAUCUCUGUUCCAGUUCAAGAUUCUCCCUUUUAGUGUUCUCAUGGCACAGAUCUGUCCGUCUGGGUGUGAGGGGUCAGUCAUGGCAUUUUCAAUGUCAGCGGUGGCGCUUGCAACUAUUAUCAGCGGUUAUCUUGGAGUGGCACUUGCCAUGUCUGUAGGUGUAUCUGGUGCUGACUUCUCGGGGUUUUCAGUAGGCAUCUUGAUACAGGCAGCUUGCACAGUGCUGCCUCUCUGUUGGGCAUCGUGGAUCCCAGAUGGCAGCAGGCCUGUCAAGAAAGAAGAGUAGGCUGUGUAAACAUUUAAUGCAUUCCUUCCUAUUCUUUUGGGAUGUCCUUCCGUGGAAGUAUAUUUACAUCAUAGAACAGCGGAUGCAAGCUAGAGGCCAAUGCUGGAAGCUCAUCUUAUUUUGUGCUUGAGGCGCUCGUGCUAUGAUUCCCCUGACCUGUCUCAAGGCUGGAAAACUCUCAAUUCUGUGAACGUGAACGUGUGUUGAUGUGAAUUAAAGCUUGUUUAUGGGAAAAUUACUGGUUGACAGUUGUGAAGAUAGUAUUUGAGGAUGUGCAUAAAUGGCAGCUUUUUUUGGUGCAAGAGGUUUUUGUCAAAACUUUUUUUGGUGAACCAACAAAUGUUACUACUUUGAUCAGUUCUAUCAUCUCAGCUAAACAUCGAUGCGGUUUGUUAUUUGCUAGCGGAUCCAUCAGCACUUACUCGCCGAGUUUCCUGCAGCGACAUAUGGUUCACGAUCAUCCAUCACAGACGAAGGGAAUUGUGCAUCUUAAUUCUCUUUUAUUAUGAUGCCUUGGAAACAAUGCUGCUUUAUAUUGUAAGAAAAGGGAAUCCUGUUUGUCCAUUACGACCAUCUUCUCGUGACAGAGAAGUUUGUGCUCGAGUUAUAAAUGCCACAACGAGUGAAAUACCACGUGCCUCCUGCCGGCCAUGCACCAAAGCCCUCCUGCCUGCCUGCUUACCAUUGUCCUCCCAUCCUCCUCAUGGUGAGUGGCGACGAAGAAGUCGAGGGUUAGGCAGAGAGGAGGGAAGGGUUGCAUGGACUUAACCAGACUUGUAGAGUCGUGAGACAUUUUUAUGUUGUCCGUUCGUUAAAGGUUAUAUUAGAAGUAAUUUUGCUUAGGCCUUAAAAGAACUUGUAACAGAGAAUCAACUAAUUCAGAAAAUAUGUCGCAGAUAAGUUUUAAUGUCUUGCA
This is a messenger RNA of Musa acuminata subsp. malaccensis (wild Malaysian banana), 2269 nucleotides long. Its product is annotated as probable folate-biopterin transporter 7. NCBI's taxonomy places the organism in Eukaryota, Viridiplantae, Streptophyta, Magnoliopsida, Zingiberales, Musaceae. Gene Ontology annotation, cellular component: membrane. The record is from RefSeq and is a predicted model, not a curated record.